This is a messenger RNA of Cordyceps militaris CM01, 3687 nucleotides long. Its product is annotated as peroxisome biosynthesis protein (PAS1/Peroxin-1), putative. NCBI's taxonomy places the organism in Eukaryota, Fungi, Ascomycota, Sordariomycetes, Hypocreales, Cordycipitaceae. Gene Ontology annotation, molecular function: ATP hydrolysis activity; ATP binding. The record is from RefSeq and is a predicted model, not a curated record. Gene Ontology annotation, cellular component: cytosol; peroxisomal membrane; peroxisome. The coding region runs from base 1 to 3687 and encodes 1228 amino acids. Gene Ontology annotation, biological process: protein import into peroxisome matrix. The transcript has 2 exons.
AUGGCCCCCAGAAAGAAUGCGCAGUCGGUCAACGCCGAGCUCUCAAUUGUUCAUCUAAAGAACUGCUUGGUCAACCUUCCCCCCACCCUGGUCUCGCUGCUGGUCAAUGUCAAUACGCCCGCUCAAAAUGUCGUUGUUGAGCUCACCUUUCGCGCCCCGGCACCGGGAACACAGGCGUCGUCGGGCACACAUGAGCGAUCAGUCUUUGUCGGCUGGACAGGCAUGCCGAGCAAACGACGAACCGCGACUCCUCUCAAUCGCGACGGUGGACGAAUCUCGUCGCGCGAUCAGGAUAUCCAGCUUGUUGAGAUUGACGCCACGUUGGCGCACACAUUGGGCCUCAGCGACGGCCAGAAAGUCAUGGCCACGGUGCACGUCGACCCUCCCAUUGCACACACCAUCAACAUUGAACCCAUGACGCCUGAGGACUGGGAGAUUAUCGAACUUCAUGCCACAUUCCUCGAACUCAAUCUGCAAUCGCAAAUUCGUGCGCUCCCGAACCCGGAGUACACAGGCUCGGGCGACAAGCCAAUCCCCCCGCAUCCUCUCACACUUCACCUCUCUCCAACGUCGACGGCCAAUAUAAAAAUCAUCUCGCUGGACCCGGCACCUCCAUCGACGGCCCCAUUCGCGAAGCUGUCUCCCAAUGCAGAAGUCAUUGUUGCCCCCAAAACCCGAACCAAACAACCUCAGAGCACAGGCGACCAUCGAAGUGUCGCUAGUACUUCGCGAUCGAGACGAAGCGGCACGAGUACCGUCCGAAAGAAGGGUACAAGAGACGAGCCAAAGCCAACCAUGUUUCUUCGCGCGAUCGACAAGUCAUACUGCGCAGAUUGGUUCGAUGUCUCCACCACAAAUCAAGACCUCGUAGUCUGGGUUGAUCGCGACCGCCUCUUCACAAACGAAUUCCGCGGAGUCAAUUUCGUCACUGUCGAUGUCAUCCGCCCGGCUGGCCUACGAAAGCCGCAACCCGAAGGCGAAGCCGCACAGGCUCAAACACCCGCCUCCUCCAAGGUCAUCGCACGACUUUUGCCCUGGGACGACCCUCCAAGCGGACAAGCCGCGUCACUGUCAGCACCUCUCUGCACUGCUCUCGGAUGUGCAGGUAUUGUGGGCGGCGUGAUCAAGCUUCAGGCGGCGCCACAGCAGCUGGGACGCAACGCCGUCCAGGCUGUCAAAGUCUUCCCCUUCGCCGCGAGCACGAAAUCGACAGAGGGACUGCGAUUCGGCAGUGAAACAAAGGCGGAGAAGGAAGAAUCGGCGAAGCGAUUCAGACAUAUUUACUCUGGCUCCAAGGAGAAGCCUGGUCUGUUGCAAGGCCCCGUAACAGAUGGCAUGGUCGUCGGCCUCUACGAGGGUCUUGACGCGCCUCAGGGCUGGGAGGGUGGUAUUGUUCGAUUCGAAUAUGGCGCCGACCACGAGCAGAACAAGGACUCUACGAGUUGGCUUGCCGGCAUGGAUUACAAGCUGCAGGUUGACUUUCAGCCUCCGGUACCGCGACCUUCUUGGAUUCUUGAGUCUGACGAAUUUGAACUUCAACCUAAACAUGAUUCGGUGCUUGUCGGCAUCGACAAUUUGCUGACAAACCUGGAGGGCCACUUGUCGCACCUUUCUUCCGUCUUGUUGACUGGAACAAUGGGAUCUGGUAAAACUGCAGUGGCAAGACACAUGGCGGAAAAGCUGCGCAAAGACACCCUAUUCUACACAAUCUACUUUUCCUGCCGAAAGCUUGUCACAGACGAGACGAGAGUGUCGACCAUCCGAGAGACAGUAGAGCGCCUAUUCAUGUCUGCCAGCUGGGGAUCUCGUCUAGGGGGCAAGGGUGUCGUGAUUCUCGACGAUCUCGACAAGCUCUGCCCCGUCGAGACGGAACUCCAAGUCGGCAACGAUAACGGACGGAGUCGCCAAAUCAGCGAAGCAAUACGGUCGAUUGUACGACAAUACUGCACACGCGACAGCAACAUUGUUCUCUUAGCCACGGCAGAAGGCAAAGACUCUCUCAACAGCGUCGUCGUCAGCGGCCACGUCGUGCGCGAGAUUGUGGAGCUCAAGGCGCCAGAUAAGGAAGCGCGCAGAAGGGUGAUGGAAACCAUUGCCAAGCAAAAUGCGGUAGCGGCAGACGACACGGAGGACUCUGCCAGCAAUAGCCGACCGACAACCGCCGAUGGUAGCAAUAUUGAGGAGAAUGGAGACUGGCUGCAUGGGGCCGAUCAGCCUCCUGCUACCGUCUCACAAUCGGCCAACAGCGGGUUCAUCCUAGAUUCAGAUCUUGACUUUCUCGAUAUCGCUGGCGAGACAGACGGGUACAUGCCUGGCGAUUUGACCGUCGUCAUUUCUCGUGCCAGAAAUGAGGCCAUCAUCCGCGCUCUCAGCGAGUCUCCUAAUGAUACUUCGGGGGAUGCCAUUCAUCUCAGUCGCGCCGACUUUGACAAGGCUCUAAAGGGCUUCACGCCCGCCUCCCUGCGAAAUGUCUCGCUCCAGAGCUCCACGACUACAUUCAAAUCCAUUGGCGGCCUUCAGGAAACACGCAAGGUCCUGCUGGAGACGCUACAAUACCCUACCAAAUACGCUCCCAUCUUCUCACAAUGUCCUUUGCGACUUCGAUCUGGUCUGCUUCUCUACGGCUUCCCCGGCUGCGGCAAAACACUGCUCGCCAGCGCCGUGGCCGGUGAAUGCGGGCUCAACUUUAUCAGUGUCAAGGGACCCGAGAUUCUGAACAAGUAUAUCGGUGCCUCGGAGAAGAGCGUGCGUGAUCUGUUUGAUCGCGCCCAGGCGGCGCGGCCGUGUGUGCUCUUCUUUGACGAGUUUGACUCGAUUGCCCCCAAGCGUGGCCACGACUCGACUGGUGUUACGGACAGAGUAGUCAACCAGCUACUCACGCAAAUGGAUGGUGCCGAGGGCCUUUCCGGCGUGUACGUGCUCGCCGCGACGUCGCGCCCUGAUCUCAUCGACCCGGCCCUGCUCCGACCCGGCCGCUUAGAUAAAUCUCUACUAUGCGACAUGCCCGCCGCCGAGGACCGUCUCGACAUUCUCAGGGCGCUGUUUGAAAAGGUCCGCCUCUCCGACGAGCUCGCCGAGUCGGAGGAUGCAUGGAAGGAGAUGGCCCGUCGCACCGAAGGCUUCUCCGGCGCCGAUCUGCAGGCGCUCGUGUCCAACUCGCAGCUCGAGGCCAUCCACGACGUCCUCGACGUCAACGGCGGCGGCGCAUCAACCGCCACCGCCGGACGCAGCAAGAGCGGGGGACCGAACGGAGCCAUUAAGCGCGGCUCGGCCCCCAGCUUCGUGCAGUUCCGCUACGGCGCCGACGCCGACCAGUCCGCCGCUGCCAAGCCUGCGGCGCAGAGCCGGUCGGCCGCCCUCGUGGAGCAGGCCGCCAUAACGUCCAAGCUGGACCAGAUCAAGCAGGCGCGCCGCCGGGAAAAGCAGGUGCACAAGGGCUCGGCUGGCGUUGCGAACGCGGCCGGCCAUGCCAAUGGCGAUGGCGAAAAGUCACCGACAGACCAGAAGGAGGUCGUCAUUGGCUGGGAGCACCUCGUCAAGGCGCUCAGCAACACGCGCGCGAGCAUCAGCAAGGACGAGAGGACCCGCCUAGAGCGUAUCUACUACGAGUUUGUGGCAGGCCGCAACGGCAAGAUGAAGGACGGGCAGGGAAGCACGGAGAUUGGAGGCCGCAGCAGUCUCAUGUAA